UGUACGAGAGUAGCCGUUCAGUGUGUGACUGCAAGUGCUGCGUGCACUGUGCAGUCAGUGGGUUGUGGCAUAGGAGUAAACUUAAAGCAAGGACCACGUGAUGCGCCGGGUCAGUACGAUUUGGGAGCACGUGACCCUCUUACUGGAGGAAAAAAUGGCGGCGCCCUUAGAGCUGGUGCUGAGCACGGAUGCGGCGGGACAAGUGGCGAACUGCUCGGUAUGGGAUCCACAGACGGGCGCGGUGCUGCUCACCUACCGCGGAGGGAACAGUACGCCCCGCGGCCUCGCUCUGCUCGGGGGCCAGUAUCUUCUUGGAGGGCAGCUGGGGAAGAACUAUAUGAAUGUAUGGGAGCUGCAGAGAAAGGACCAGCUGCAGCAGAAGAUCGUGUGCUCAGGACCAGUGACCUGUCUGGCCGCAUCUCCUAAUGGGCUCUAUUUGGUGGCUGGCAUUGCAGAGAGCAUCUACCUGUGGGAGAUUUGCACAGGGCAUCUCCUUUCUAUCCUUAACAGUCACUAUCAAGACCUCACCUGCCUCACGUUCACAGAUGACAGCAGCCAUUUCUUGUCUGGAGCCAAGGACAGCCUGGCACUGGUGUGGAACCUCUUCAGUGUGUUGCAGGCUGAGGGAUCCCGGGGCCCCGAACCUCGACACAUGUGGACUCAACAUACACUUCCAAUCACUGAUUUGCAGUGUGGUACUGGAGGACCCCAGUCCCGAGCAGUCACUUCCUCUUUGGACCAAACUGUUAAGCUUUGGGAUCUUGCCUCUGGAGAACUUCUGGUGUCUGUCCUGUUUGAUGUGCGGAUCAUGUCCGUAACAUUUGAUCCAGCUGAAUAUCAUUUAUUCUGUGGUGGCAGUGAUGGCUCUAUAUUCCAGGUGGACCUUUGUGCGUGGCCAGUACAGCGAGACAAAACCUUCAACACUGAACAGGAGAAGGUGUUCAGAGGACACAGAGACCAAGUGACAUGUCUAUCUGUGUCACUGGAUGGGAGUAUGCUAAUAUCAGGAUCUCAUGAUGAAACCGUGUGUGUAUGGGACAUCCAGAGCAAGCAAUGCCUACGUACAGUCAACCACAGAGGUCCAGUGACAAAUGCCUUUAUUAUACCUACACCAGGCAACAUGUUGCGAGCAGAUAGUAAGCCAAGCUUUCCCCUCCCUCGCUUUAGCAAGCACUUUCAGGGUGCUGAGGGCUGUGAGGGUCCUGAGAGUGACGGUAUCAUUUUGCGGCCCGGGAAACCCCAACAUGGGACUGAGGACACUUACUUGCAACGAGCGAAACAGCUGCACAAUCUGCUUGGUGAAACUGAGGGCAAGAACCUUACAGUACUCGUAGAUCAGCUUCGCUCUCGGACAACAGAACUUGAGGAUGAGCUAAGUGUGGUGCGGAAGAGAAAUAAAGACCUCUUUGACUUUUCAGUCAGCAUGCUCACCAAACCAUGACCUUGUGUGAGGCAAUAAACUAAACAUGGACAAUA
This is a messenger RNA of Pseudophryne corroboree (corroboree frog), 1476 nucleotides long. RefSeq names its product WD repeat domain 18 (gene WDR18). Gene Ontology annotation, cellular component: nuclear pre-replicative complex. The record is from RefSeq and is a predicted model, not a curated record. The coding region runs from base 101 to 1441 and encodes 446 amino acids. Gene Ontology annotation, molecular function: protein binding. NCBI's taxonomy places the organism in Eukaryota, Metazoa, Chordata, Amphibia, Anura, Myobatrachidae. Gene Ontology annotation, biological process: DNA-templated DNA replication; rRNA processing. The transcript has 10 exons.